This is a messenger RNA of Penaeus chinensis, 4423 nucleotides long. RefSeq names its product delta and Notch-like epidermal growth factor-related receptor. Bases 1 to 2124 code for a protein of 707 amino acids. The transcript is spliced from 13 exons. The record is from RefSeq and is a predicted model, not a curated record. Lineage: Eukaryota; Metazoa; Arthropoda; Malacostraca; Decapoda; Penaeidae. Gene Ontology annotation, molecular function: calcium ion binding.
AUGACUCCCCAAAUAGCAUUCCUGGAACUAGCUGGAGGAGCGAUGAUUCCGGACAAUGUAAACUCUAGUAAGCUAUCUGAUGAUAGUAAAAUAUUUGAAGUCAGUGAGAGCAGGAUGUUGCCUGCAGGGUAUCUAUAUGGUUCUGUGUUUUGUACUAUGCUUUUCAUAAGAACUUCGUGUGCGGUUACCCAGACUUUCACGGCAGACGCAGAGACGACAGCCCUCGCAGGCCACCAGGGGCAUGAGCUGCUGGAUCAGCACGAGGCCGACGUGACCUCCACCGCGGCCUCCAGGCAGCCGCAGGAACCAGGCGAAGAGCAAGGGCCAUUCGCUCCACAGGAGUCUCAGCACGAGAGGAAAGAGGCGACGACUCAGUUGCACUCAGAACCUGUCGCCCAAAACCAGACUCACCUUUUCGCUCGCGAAGACAACCACCCGACGGGACCCUCGACCUCAGCCGCCUCCGGGAGAAACAAAAGACAGGUUGUGGGCGGCGCCCCCCAUUACCCACAGUUCUCCGCCUCAACCAAAAAGCCUCCGACACACAAGCUGACGAAAGAGAAAGACGAAUCGGAAGCGAAAGCGCUCGCCGAGAAGUCAAAAAGACUGGAGAAUCAGACUGCAAAUUCUCCUCUCACAAUAUGGAGGGUGAGCGUGGCGGAGUGGGCGUCGUGCAGCACGCGCGAAGGAGGCCAGAUCGGGGAAGGAGGCGAGAACGGCGUCGUGACCGUCGACUCCAGGUUCCUCCAGGCCGGAACCAACUAUUUCAUCGGUCGAUCUUCGUGGUCCUCAACUGAGUGCUUCAAGUUACAGGUCAUGGUUAGGUCAGCAGAAUGCGGCGAAGGGCAAAUCUGUUCCGGGAAAGGAACCUGCUUCACCAAUGCCUCCAUGGAGCACUUCCAAUGCCGUUGCUGCGAUACCUACACGGGGUCUCACUGCGAGGAGCUGGAUGCCUGCGAGCCGAACCCGUGUCUCAACUCGGGGAUCUGCGUGGACAUCCAGGAGGGGCAUGACGGGGACACUUUCCAGUGCCUGUGUCCUUAUGGGUACCGAGGGAGGUACUGCGAAGAGUGGACCAACCUUUGUGAGUCUCGACCCUGCCAGAACGGCGGCACCUGCACAGGCAAUCACUCGUCCUACACAUGUCUCUGUUCCCCCGGCUGGACGGGGACACAAUGCAGCGAGCGAGAGGAAGUGACAGAACUCAGCAGCAACAACGAUGAGGCUUGCGCGAACAGCCCUUGCAUUCACGGUGUCUGCGUGGAGACUCAAUCCCAAGGCGUUAGGUGCUUUUGCUUGCCAGGAUACGGGGGUUCGCGUUGCCAGUUUGAGUACAAUGAGUGCGAAUCCAGCCCGUGUAUCAACGGCGGAACUUGCGUCGACAUAGUUAGCGGCUUCCAGUGUCUGUGCGGCAGAGGUUACACGGGGAAGCGCUGCCAAGUCAAGUUCGACCUUUGUAAGCCGGACCCUUGCCCGGCGACCAAGGUGUGCGUCGACAAGGGUAACAGCUACUCGUGCGAGUGUCUCAACGGCCUCAGCGAAGACAACUGCGGUCAUCACAAUCUCGUGUGCAUGCCUAACCCGUGCGAAAACGGAGGUACCUGUUGGAUCGUCCCGGAAGUGCACGUGUUCUUCUGCUCGUGUCGGCCGGGGUUCACGGGCAGGACGUGCCAAGGUAUCGCCCCGGACGUCCACGACGAGGCCGUGCUGGAGACGGUGGGCGCGGUGGGCACGGCCGAGCCCCACGGCCUCCUGGACGUGCGCCUCCCCGUCGACCGCCCGCUCAACCACAUCAAGAACAUCUACGUCGCUUUUGCUACCCUGGCUGCGGCGCUUCUCAUUUUCAUUGUUGUGGUGGGUGCGUGCCACUGCCGGCUGAACAGGACUUACCGGAAGUGCUUCGUGAAGCUCCCGCGCCCUGGCAAAGUGCUGCACACCGUGAGGCGACCGCGGCCCACCUCGCUCUUCGACAAAGCCAGCAGACGCGAGCGGAACGGGGCCCUGCGCCUGGAGACGGACCCCGACGGCGCGGCGAUGCCCAUGACCUCCUGCAACUCCAACUCGGAUGCCGUCUACUACAACAUGGACGCGUGCGACAACCAGGAGCUCCCCCUCAUCAAGUAGGCGGCGGAAGAAGAGGAGGCCCUCGGCUGCCUCCCCCCCGACCGCCUCUCGAUGGCCCUGGAGUGAUGAACCUAUGACGGAGUCUCGUUACUGAAACACUUACGUUAAUUCGUUUGUCCAUUGUCUUCUAGAUUUUGCGCAUAGUCAUGCUCGAAUACUGGUCUGUAGUUGCAAACGAGAGUAGUUUGACAAAUUUAUUUUCUCGUUUCUUACUUAGAGAUUCAUAUUUUUUGUGGUCAAUGGAUAGUGAAGACGCGCAGCACCAUUACUUUUAACCAUUCGUAGUUUGUUGUCAACAAAUUCUAGUCGAUAAGUGUAUCGCAGGCCAGAUGCAUGAAUAGGUAACUCAAGAAAAUAUAAAGAGAAAAGGACCUAUUAACACCUACCCGAUGUAGAUGAGAGUUUUGCAGGUUUUAUUCUGCUCUCAUAGUGAACUCGGAACGUGAGGCUACCGGGCUUUUGUAAUAACUGCCGCGCCUUUAAGUUCCGGCAUUUCCCGCAGAUAUAGGCUUACCACAAAAUGAGUUUAUAUCUCUCGCCAUCCAGUUUUAUCGACAUGAGAUCUAUCUCUAAGGUAUAUUACAAGUAAGGCCUAUGUUCACAUUUGUUUUUGUAGCGUUCUUCCAGUGUAGCGUUCACGACUUCAGAUAGAAUAUAGCGGUCAUCCAAGUUGAUCAUAUUUUCUUGCACAUUUGAUUUUUUUAACAAUGCACAAUAUCAGACGUUUUGCAUGUUAAGCACCCACACUCGUAUACAUAAACUGAUAUUAGUAUGAGCUAAGAACUAAUUAUAUCAUGUAAAUGACAGUGAGCGUGAAGAGGGGUACUCCUCAUAGAAAGAAAAGAAAGAUGGACAAUCUAUUAACCUGGGAGUGCAAACACGAGUGUGUAAGCCGGAAAUUAUAUUGUGAAUGAACUAUCGUUUACAAAAGCUCUCAACCUACCAGUGAAAAUGAUUCAAUGUGCACGUCAAAUGCGUUAUUGAACAGAAGAAUUAUUUUCUUAAUCUAAACUGACUGAACCUGAAUCUAGUAUUGCAAUUGACGUGUGAGACUUGUUGAUAAGUGUCAGCCAGAUGAUGCCAAAGCCGAGAGUUUUGUAAACAAAUGCACACAUUUGGACCUUGCUAAACUUGGAAAUUCUCCUGGGAAUAAUCUACAAAGCGUGGGAUACAAGGAGACUCGUUUGUUUCUUCUCUUACAAGGAGCAUCUUCAAUGGUGUUUCGCAUUACCUGAUAGUUGUAUUUAUAGUCGGUUGAUUUAAAACAGAAUAGAUUCAAUUUUUAAAGGGUAUUAUUGAUAUUCUUCAAAUUUCGAGCCUACUUGUCAGAUAUGAUUGUAAUGUAUAAAUGUCCAUAGUCUCUUCUUGAUAUCAAACAUUACUCUGUCUUUUCCAAGGCCAAAAAAGAAAAGAAAAAUGCGAGAGUACUGAUUUUUUUCUCCUUUUAUUAUAAUUAUUAUUGUUGUUAUUACCAUUAUUUUAGCUUAAUGCCCUGUCAGUAGUGAUGGUUACAUUCAUCCGAGUGUGUAUUCUUAAGGAUAUAGUUGUUGUAUACAUGUAUUUCAUUAUUUUUCGAUUUUUAUCCAUUAGACUACCACAGCUGUUAACCCUUUUCCUGAGCCGACCAUUCACACAUCGAUGCCAAGACCUUCAGCCGAAUCAGCUGCGGAACCAAACCCGCCACUUCUCUGUGAGCUGCUGCCGUAGCUUGUGGUGCUCUUUAUGCUUCCAGAAAUACUUCCGUCGCUCCUAUUUACAUCUGCCUCUACCACUCAUGCUAUUCUAAUUAGCACAAGUACUGUGACUACUGUUGCAGUAACGAUUAUUUGUUUGUUUGUUUUUCAUCUAGAAAUACUGCACUGCUACUUCACCUGUAGUGCCGCUGCCACAUCAGAUUCCAUCAUCGAUGCUUUAGAAAUAUGGUUUUAUCACUUCUGCACCAAUACAGAAUUUAGCAACGGCUCCGCUCUCCUCGGAUAUAAUUUAGUUUUAUAAAAAAAAAUUCACGUUAUUUUUUUUUUUUUUUUUUUUUUUUUUUUUUUUUUUUUUGCUAUAUUAUUUGCCGUAAACAUUUUUAAUUCCCUUAUCCAUACUAAGAAAAACUAACACUUGUUCCGUAUCCGAAAGCUUCCCUGUGCCAUGUGUACAUUUUUUCUCUCUUUUUUCCUGUUUGUUAAACGCUCAAGGGUGUUCAAGCCUUAUUAUAAGCCUACCUGUCGCGGGUGCGUCCAUUAUUAGGUCAGAACGUCAUAUUGUAUGUUUAUCAUAUGGCUAGUCAAUAAACUGAUGAUAUAAUGUA